Messenger RNA from Sinocyclocheilus rhinocerous, 3204 nucleotides. RefSeq names its product 5'-3' exoribonuclease 2 (gene xrn2). The coding region runs from base 155 to 3031 and encodes 958 amino acids. Gene Ontology annotation, molecular function: RNA binding; 5'-3' RNA exonuclease activity; zinc ion binding. Gene Ontology annotation, cellular component: nucleus. Lineage: Eukaryota; Metazoa; Chordata; Actinopteri; Cypriniformes; Cyprinidae. The record is from RefSeq and is a predicted model, not a curated record. Gene Ontology annotation, biological process: nuclear-transcribed mRNA catabolic process. The transcript is spliced from 31 exons.
CUUCCUGAUGACCCGGAAGUCACUCAAAGUGUACUGGGGUAAAUAAGCUGCGUGCGUUGUGUUUGUUAGCCGUUUUAAUCCUUCUGCGUGUUCCGCUGUUUUUAAUCGUUUUUAAAGUUGCUCUUUCGUUCAGAAGUGCUGUAUUUUACGGGAGAUGGGUGUCCCCGCGUUUUUCCGCUGGUUGAGUCGGAAGUAUCCGUCAAUAAUAGUACACUGUCUUGAGGAGAAGGCCAAGGAGUACAAUGGCAUUAAAAUCCCAGUUGAUACCAGCAAACCCAAUCCGAAUGAAGUGGAGUUUGACAUCCUGUAUCUAGACAUGAAUGGAAUUAUUCACCCGUGCACACAUCCAGAGGACAAGCCAGCUCCUAAAAAUGAAGAUGAAAUGAUGGUUGCCAUUUUCGAAUAUAUUGACCGUCUCUUUAACAUCGUUCGACCGAGACGGGUUCUGUACAUGGCAAUUGAUGGUGUGGCUCCUCGUGCCAAAAUGAACCAGCAGCGCUCAAGACGCUUCCGGGCAUCUAAAGAAGGAGUGGAGCUUGUAGAGGAGAAAAAUAAAAUGAGGGAAGAAGUUAUUCAGAGAGGUGGUUACCUGCCUCCCGAGGGAAUAAAAGAGCGUUUUGACAGUAACUGUAUCACCCCUGGGACCGAAUUCAUGGAUAAUUUGGCCAAAUGCUUGCGAUAUUACAUUGCAGACAGACUGACCAAUGACCCUGGAUGGCGCAAUAUCACAGUUUUCUUGUCAGAUGCCAGUGUUCCUGGAGAAGGGGAGCAUAAAAUUAUGGAUUUCAUCAGAAGACAGAGAGCUCAGCCAAAUCAUGACCCAAACACACAUCACUGUCUCUGUGGAGCUGAUGCUGAUUUGAUCAUGUUGGGUUUGGCGACACAUGAACCCAACUUUACCAUUAUAAGAGAAGAGUUUAAACCCAACAAACCCAGACCCUGCGCCCUGUGUGGUCAGAUGGGCCAUGAGAUCAAAGAUUGUCAGGGGCUGGCCCGAGAAAAACAGGGCGAGCAUGAUGAAUUUGCAGACACAGUUCCAGUAUCAGAACAGGAGUUCAUAUUCAUCCGACUGUCUGUGUUACGAGAGUAUUUGGAGAGGGAGUUGACAAUGGCCAGCCUGCCCUUCCCGUUCAACUUCGAGCGGAGUGUCGACGACUGGGUGUUCAUGUGUUUCUUUGUGGGAAACGACUUCUUGCCCCACUUACCGUCUCUUGAGAUCAGAGAGGGCGCCAUCGAUCGUCUGGUUGGCAUCUACAAAGAUGUUGUGCAUAAGACCGGGGGCUACUUAACAGAAAACGGCUUUGUCAAUCUCGAGCGUGUCGAGCUCAUUAUGCAAGCCGUAGGGGUGGCAGAGGACAACAUCUUCAAAAAGCGCAAAGACGACGACGAGAGUUUUAAACGGAGAAUGAAGGAAAAGAAAAAACGAAUGAAAGCAGACCAGGGUCCAUCAUUUGUCCCUGGUGGCCAGUUUGCCCCUCGGGCUCUGGGCGGCAGAGACAGACCCAUAGCAGUGCAGAACGCCAGACAAACUGCAUAUGAUAUGAGGAUGCAGGGAAAUCAGCGCAAUCAGGAAGCAGCUCAGUCCUUGAGAGCCAUGAUGAAAAAUGGAAAGAGUGCUGCUGGAGCCAGUAAUGACAUGGAUAAUCGUGGUGUGAAACGUAAAGCUGAGAACAGUGACAGCGAACCAGAACCAGAAGAUAAUGUCAGGUUAUGGGAGGAGGGCUGGAAACAGCGUUACUACAAAACCAAAUUUGACGUGGACGCGACAGAUGAUGAGUUUCGAAAGAAAGUGGUGCAGUCAUACGUGGAGGGCCUGUGCUGGGUGCUCAGGUACUACUAUCAGGGCUGCGCGUCCUGGAAGUGGUAUUUUCCCUUUCAUUAUGCUCCGUUUGCCUCUGACUUCAAAGACAUCAAGGGCAUGUUCAGCGAUUUUGAGAAAGGGACCAAACCGUUCAAACCUCUGGAGCAGCUUAUGGGUGUAUUUCCUGCUGCCAGUGGAAACUUCCUGCCACCAACAUGGAGAGCUCUGAUGACGGACCCAGAAUCUUCAAUCAUUGAUUUCUACCCUGAUGACUUUGCCAUUGAUUUGAAUGGGAAGAAGUAUGCCUGGCAGGGUGUUGCUUUGUUGCCGUUUGUCGACGAGCGGAGGUUACGAGCAGCUUUAGCAGACGUCUACCCUGAUUUGUCUCCAGAGGAGGUGAGAAGGAACAGUCUAGGAAGUGAUGUCGUGUUUGUGGGCAAGUCCCACCCCCUUUGUGAUUUCAUCCGGGAACUCUACUUUGCAGAAUCUCAUGAGGCCACUGAGAUCCCUGCAGAACUUUGCCAUGGAAUCCAAGGUAUAUUAAAUCUAGAUGAAGACCCUAUUCUACCAGAUAAACCAGUGGAGUCGCCGAUCCCAACACUGAGAGACAUCAGCAGCAACAAUGCUAUUGGAAUCCAAUUCAAGGAUCCGCAGUAUGAUGGUGGUUUUGUGUUCAAGGCUGUUGUCCUACCAGGGGCGAAGAUCCCUAACAAGGUUCUUAAACCGGGUGAUUGGGAGCAGAGUAACCGCGGCCCAUGGAGACCUCAACUGGGAUUCAACCCAAACCGCCAACAAGCCCAUCUGGACCAAUCGGCUUUCAGAAAGCUCAAUCACUAUGUGGACAGAAAUCAAGGGGUGGGUCUAUUUGGCGCCGGCCCAUCUUUUGAGGCUCAGCAUAGGGGCGGUCAGUACAGCAAUGCCCCGCCCCCCAGAAACUAUCAGCAAGGAAACUACUAUCCACCCCAAAGAGACCAUUACCCUCAAAACCAGUAUUCCAGACCACCUCCAGUGAACGCCGCCGCACCGUAUCCUAGGUUCCAGCAUGGAUCUCACGGUUGGGAUCAGGCCAUGCAGUCCCAGAGCACCGCGUACCAGCAGAACCAGCAGAGAGGACGAGGAGGAUGGAGACCCCCUCAAAACCAGCAGGACAGCCGCAGAGGAGGACAACAGCAGGGGUCUGGACAGGGUUAUGGGUUGCCUCCACCAUCACAACGCAACAACUGGAACUGAACGCUCAGCCUUAUGUGAAAGAAGCUUCUUAUUUUCUAUAACAAGCAAACAUUGUCUUUUUUGGGCUGUUAAUUUGUAAAGUUUUUUUUCUUGUUUUACUGACAAAAUGUUCUUAUGUACUGAUUUUUAAGAAUAUGCCUGUAAAACUUAUGAAAUACACAUAAGAGACAAGA